CUCGACAACAACAGCAGGGUACCAGGGCGCCCAACUUCGCGCUCUCGCGCCGCCCCCCAGGGGAGAGAAGGACGAGGAGGAAUCCGAGCCGAACCGCGAAGCGCGAACAACUUCGCGCCCCCGAGGGCGCCCUUGAGGGUACGACACGUUGGCUGGUCUUGCGGCAUUUGUAUGCUCAGGACUUGGGGCUCGACCACCUGAGGAUGGAGCUGAGCAGGUCGGGCCCCACCGGUGCCGGAGGGUAUAGGUCGACCUACCAGGAUUGCCUGCCAUCACGCUCUACACGGUUCACCUGCACGCGGGUGCCGGCGCAGGCGGCGCGAAUGCGCCCAUCCUCGCAGCACUAGGUAAAAGCAUGAAGCUGAUCAAGGGUCCUGCUUUUGCCACAUGCAUUUCUAUAUAUAUAUAUAUAUAUAGGUGGCAGCGGACCUGGGGUGUCAGGCGCACAUCGGGACAUCACCAACGGCAUGACCAGAUUAAGCUCAGGCAGCGACUUCAAAAAGGUCGCGCGCUGUUUCAAAUGUGCGCUCGCGGUUGAAAGGCCAUCCUCAACGACAAAGUUGCUGUCGUACCGAGCAGCAUCGACCUCGCUCGAGAAGUGUGCCGAGCUCCUGCCUCCCCCCGAGGAGGCCGCCUCGACCAACGCUGCGUCUCUUGGAGGUCGGCCAGGCUGGAGCACGUGCGCGCUCCGGGCCCGGAGCCGGCGAGGAGCAGCGCAGCAGGCUCGAGACGAGGCGCGCGCCUCCGACAGCUCCAGCGAGGAGCUAAAACGGUGCACGGCCGUGCCAGCCGCUCCUUUUUGUCCUCGCGUUCUGAAGGCCGGGGUCGCCACAUGGGGCGGCGUGCGGCACCGAGGUCCAGGGACCAAGUACUGAGGAGCGGCUUCCUGCUCAGCGUUUGCAGUCUCGGGCCAAUGCACCUCAGCACGGUGGAACAAGUUUGCGUGCAACGGCUGCUCGUUCUUGGGACGAGGGUGCCAGGUUGGCGCUAGCCCCAGCUCAGACGUUCUGUUUGGUGAGGGGGAAGAUGGGAGCGCACACGAUGACCCAAGAAGGAAUGCGACGUGGAGCAAAACUCAAACCGGACAGUAAGAACUGGCAGGCCUGACGUUUUAAACACCUGCUGAUAGGAAAAACUGAUCGAACUUCCGCCCCGCAGCGAGCCACCCAAGACAAUUAUUGCCCGGGCAACCUCCGCGCAGCAGAAAGGGUGGAGGAAGAGGACGGGAGGAAACACCGAGCGAAUUCCCGCCACUGCCUAGGAGAACGGUCAUCAAGCAAAAUCUUGCGAGCGCGGAGCGAUACGAAAUUCCCCCAAAUCGUAUCGGUGAGACGGGGUGGAGAAGAGGGGAGGAGCCGGAGGGAGGCGACAGGGGAGGAAGGAGCUCAGCCAGGCCUCGAAUCGAGGAUAGGCCGGCACAACCAAAAUGUCACACUGCCUGCUGCAGGAGCCAGCUGGGGAGGACAAAUCCUGCCCCCUGCUGAGGACAGAGGCGCGCAAUACAUAGUGUGAUGCCUCUACACAAAGGCGGCCACGGCUCCCCCCAUGGCAGCGUGUAGAUGACAGUCUCGUCCAAAAUUGAAAACGGGCGGGAAGCAGCGCCAGGUGCCCUGAAACACACGAUGGACAAAAAAGUGCCAAGCCGGAGAGGAAAAAUAGGGGAACAAAAAGAGCGAGGAUAAUGAAACUGACAACGAUGAUCCCGAGAUCCUCUUCAUACAGGCCGACAACCGGGCGCUCCAAGUGGCGCCACAGCUGCAGGCAUGCGGAGCUGCCCGUUUUCGAAACGGGGCCCUCGCCCGAGACGCCAUCGCGCUGUACCGCUUCACGGCUGUGGGAAUAGGCUAUGUCCAAAUCUAGGGUGUAUCGGCCAGUGGGGCCCAGGCCACCCCAGUGGAGAUAGGGAUCGG
Prorocentrum cordatum is the source of this 1910-nucleotide messenger RNA. The record is from the annotation of a GenBank genome assembly. NCBI's taxonomy places the organism in Eukaryota, Dinophyceae, Prorocentrales, Prorocentraceae.